This is a messenger RNA of Vigna angularis (adzuki bean), 1360 nucleotides long. RefSeq names its product transcription factor Y1. The transcript is spliced from 3 exons. The coding region runs from base 129 to 1142 and encodes 337 amino acids. The record is from RefSeq and is a predicted model, not a curated record. Lineage: Eukaryota; Viridiplantae; Streptophyta; Magnoliopsida; Fabales; Fabaceae.
ACCCUUUUUACAUUUCAGCUCGCAAAAAAAUACAAGCACGAGUGGCUCGCUUGCAACUUGGAAAAGACAAAACACACACUACACAUGAUACACUUCUCCUAGUGUUCUGUUUUUCUUAAACCUGAGACAUGGGAAGAGCUCCUUGUUGUGAGAAAGUAGGGUUGAAGAAAGGGAGGUGGACAUCAGAGGAAGAUGAGAUCUUGGCCAAAUACAUUCAGGCCAAUGGAGAAGGUUCUUGGAGGUCAUUGCCUAAGAAUGCAGGAUUAUUGAGGUGUGGCAAGAGUUGCAGACUCAGAUGGAUUAACUAUUUGAGAGCUGACCUUAAAAGAGGAAACAUUUCUGCUCAAGAGGAGAACACCAUCGUCAAGUUGCACGCUUCUUUGGGUAACAGAUGGUCUAUGAUAGCAAGUCAUUUGCCAGGAAGAACAGACAACGAGAUUAAGAAUUACUGGAAUUCUCACCUGAGCAGGAAAAUUUACAGUUUCCCAAAGAUGGAGAACCAACAAGGUGAUACACCUAAAGUGGUGUGUGUUCCUCCGAAGAGAAAAGGUGGCAGAACAAGCCGUUGGGCAAUGAAGAAGAACAAAAACUACAUCGUAAAUGCGGACAGAAGCAAACAGAGUUUGAGUGAAGAAGAUAAUACUGUUAGCAUAGUUCCAAAGGCAGGCAGUUCGUGGACAGAGGGUAGAAGGGAAACAAAGGUAGAUGAAAAGAGUGAAAGGGAGAAAAGUAGCGAUGAGGAGAUCUUAAAAGUGUGUGAAAUUGAGGGCAUUGAUGAGGGGAUGAGUGAGAUGUUGGGAAGUUGCUUGGCAGAAACAUGUGGGGUUUGGGACAUAAAUGAGGAGAGAGAGAGUAAUGAUAUGGAAAUGGUGGCUAGUGGUGAUGCGUGUCUCAACAAAACAUCGUCGUGUGAUAGUAGCGUCAACGGUUAUUCGUCUUCUUCUUCCGUGGCCCAGGGCUUGGAUCAACACUGGGAUUGGGAGAGCGUGAUAGAGUUCAAUAACAUUGUUGAGUCCCAACUCGCUUCUGACCAUUUUAAUCACAAAGAUGAACUGCUCACGUGGCUGUGGGAGGACGACAAUUGGGUGGGAGAGACAGAUUUAAAGAUACAAGACAACGUUGUUGAUUGGCUUCUCUCUUGAUUCCUCCAACUAUGUAUUAGAAUAGACCUAGUGUGUGCUUAGCCUUCUUUUUCCUUUCUCCCCUCUUUCAAAUUUGUAUGUCCUAGGCUUCCAAUUCAAAAUUUCCCACAUUUCAGACAAAUAUUGCUGUUUUUCUUACUUCCAUGCCUUGCUACUUCCAAAUGCAGAUUUCACUAUGUCACUGUUACAAAUUUAUUUUAUUUUACAUAAUUAAUUUA